GUGACGUCAUCCGAGCGCGUCAACUCCUGGCAUGCGCGGCUUCCGUGUAUGUGCGCCCACCUUUCUGGAAACAUUGAUGCUGAGGGAUGCCCAAGAAGUUUCAGGGUGAGAAUACUAAGUCAGCCGCAGCCCGUGCCCGGAAAGCAGAGGCAAAGGCUGUGGCAGAUGCAAAGCGCAAGCAGGAGCAGGAGGAUGCAUUUUGGCAAGAUGAUGACAAACACGUUCAGCGCAAGGAGCAAAGAAAGGAGGAGAAAGAGAAACGCCGCUUGGAGCAGCUGGAAAGAAAGAAGGAAAUUCAGCGCAUGAUAGAAGAGGAGGAUGCUACUUUGAAGGGAAAGGCCCAAGCAAAAGCAGUGGAGUCUUCAAAAGUAACACGAGCACAAAUAGAGGAAACACUGCGUAAAGAAGAUGAAAGUAAAACUGUUGUUGAAAAACCCAAAACUCACAUUGAAAUGCCUCUUGAAGAAAACGUGAACCGCCGUGUCCUGGAAGAAGGGGAGGUAGAGGCACGUACUGUGGAGGAUGCCAUUGCAGUUCUGAGUAUUGGCAAAGACCUUGACCGUCAUCCUGAGCGUCGAAUGAAAGCAGCCUUCACAGCCUAUGAAGAAAUAAACUUGCCCAGACUGAAGCAGGAGAAUCCAAACAUGCGCCUAUCCCAGCUCAAACAACUCCUAAAGAAAGAAUGGAUGAAGUCACCCGAGAAUCCAAUGAAUCAGCGACAUGCAACAUACAAUGCAAACUAACAACCCUUGUAACUUAUAACAUAUGAACAACUAUGCCAACUAUUUUCUGCCCCAGCUUCUUCAAGAAUGGGAUUGUAGCUAAACACAAGCUAUAUAUUUGUGUUAAUGGGCGGUUGUAUUUCUUUUGUUAUUUUUUAUUUUUAGGAGGGAGUGGUCUAUGUGUAGGAGUCCACAAUGAACUGUCAUUAUAGUGAACGUGACCUGGGUGUGCCAAAAGGUUUUCUGGGGAAGUGAAAAGAUAAUAGUAAAGACUGGUUUAUGAAGAAAUUUGGUUCAUGGCCAAAUUUCAACCUUUUGUACCAUACUGGUCUCCAACAUAUAUUAAUAUAUAGGAUCAUCAUUGAGUCCAAUCCACCCAAACAAAAGAAUAUUAUUUAAGAAUUAUGCACCUGAUGUUUAAUAAAUGUAAUGAAUUUAAGACGGUGA
Messenger RNA from Pelobates fuscus (common spadefoot toad), 1169 nucleotides. RefSeq names its product coiled-coil domain containing 124 (gene CCDC124). The coding region runs from base 87 to 743 and encodes 218 amino acids. Gene Ontology annotation, molecular function: transcription coactivator activity. NCBI's taxonomy places the organism in Eukaryota, Metazoa, Chordata, Amphibia, Anura, Pelobatidae. Gene Ontology annotation, cellular component: nucleus. The transcript is spliced from 5 exons. Gene Ontology annotation, biological process: transcription by RNA polymerase II. The record is from RefSeq and is a predicted model, not a curated record.